Polistes dominula (European paper wasp) is the source of this 2249-nucleotide messenger RNA. RefSeq names its product protein APCDD1. Gene Ontology annotation, molecular function: Wnt-protein binding. Gene Ontology annotation, cellular component: plasma membrane. Gene Ontology annotation, biological process: negative regulation of Wnt signaling pathway. NCBI's taxonomy places the organism in Eukaryota, Metazoa, Arthropoda, Insecta, Hymenoptera, Vespidae. The record is from RefSeq and is a predicted model, not a curated record.
CAUACAUAUUAUACACUCAUGCAAGGAUGUCAUGGAUAAUUAAGCUCCUUAAUCUACUAGCAAUCUUUGGUAUUUCUUGUGCGAUUAAUUGGAGAUCGGAAAGCAAUGAAGAUCAAUGUGAGACAGCAAUCAGGGAAGUCAUUAGAGAUGAUCGAGCUAUUGUUGAAGAUGAUAGUCUAACUAGGCUGCAUUACACGUGGUCAUCUCAAGAAUGUGAAGUACGAGCUGGCCCAGAAUAUAUCAUUCGAAAGUACACAUUUUUCGAAAACGGAACAUUUUUAUUACUACGCUAUCAUUAUGCCGAAGAAUCCUGUAGCAUACCAACUCAUACUGUAGUUGGACGAGGAUCCAUUCAAUUGGGUUUACCGUCAACAGUAAUACCUGGUGCAACUGAAACCAAAUUUCACAUAGACAUGGUUCACAUAGUACCAUUGAAUCGUCAGAUCGCCAAUAAAUUUGGACAUAGAUUAAACGUCACUUGUAGUUUUCAACCAAAAUGGCGUCCUUACGUGGCACAACCAAUUUUCGAACGGUUUCAUCGUCAAUUUGAAUCUCCAUCGUGGUACAGUCCAAGAUAUAAUUCUCUUCAAAAUUAUCCUUCAUCGAAAAAAGAAAAAGGGAUUGACUGUUUAGAAAAACUUGGAAUCGAAUUCGACGAAUUGAGUAUACUGAGAGUACAAAAAAGGGCACUCGAUCAGAGAUACAUCGUACCUAGUUCGAUUUAUAAAUCAAAAGUCGAAUUGGCGCUUGCCAAUGUACCACCAAACGUACAAUCUCGAUGGAUUCAUCAACCUACGUCAUUACAAUCCACCAUGUUAAUUCGUAUGGAUACCACUAGCGAUUGUCCAAUAUGCGGUAGUAUAUCUCGAGGAACGGAAUACAAUCCACCACUGUUACACGAGUUAGCACCACUUCCAGCAUUACUCGGUGGUUCAUGGAUAAGUUCCCAAUGUGAAAGUGUCAAAAACGGUUUAUGGUCUCGACGUCACAUGAAAAUAUAUUCCGGUGAUAAACUGUGGACUGGUCGUUGGGAUUAUUACUUGAAUCCACGAUGUACCAUAUUUUCUUACUCGAUCACUGCAGCAGGAAGUUACUUGCAACGUGCUGGAGGAUAUAAACGCGACAACACGGAUAAUACAAAACUAUACCAAUCAUCUUGGAAUUCCUUAACAGACAAAUUAAUGUCUAGAUCAAGAAGAAGUAUGAACGACGCUUAUCGUCAUCUUUUUCGAAACGCUCGUCCUUCGAUGGUUGAAUCAUUUGCUGCAAUGCUCAAGGGUAAUCAAAAACACGAAGCAAUUGCAACAAGUGCAGAGACAUCCCCAAGCACACCCUGUGGAACCACGGAAUUGGAUCUUCACGUAGCCGAGAGUCUUCUCAUCCCAGGAGAUACGUUAAUAGUUGAUCGAUGUGCUGGCAAAGAGCCAGGCAAACCACUUACCCUAUGGCCUAAUAAUUGCGUUCCUCUGGCCAUAGAAGCACCAUCGACCCUUCGAUUAAGAGCUAAAGUUGGAGUUAGUUGGUCGGGUCAAUACAUCUUACGAUUAGGUCUGAAAGAUGACGAUAUUUGGGAUAUGCCACUUCGUCAAUGCGGACAAACUAAUUCACGUAAUCCCAAACUUAGAAUAUAUCUUCGAAAAAGUUUAGGACUUAAAUAUGGGCUCUCAUCUUUGGCAGUAUCAUCCAAUCAGACAUCUCUCGAAAUGAUUAUAAUUAUGUUUCUUUGUGUUCAUUAUUUUUUCCGAAUAAGUUAAAUCUUUUUCUUAAGGACAGUAUUUUAUUAUUAACUUCAAUUAACUUCAAAAAUGGAGGAGGUUCUCAAUUCGACUGAAUUUCUUUUUACGUUUGUUACUUCAAAACUUUCGACUGAGUUAACCGAUUUUGAUGAAUUUUUUUUUAUUUUAUUUGAAAGCUAGUGCUGCCUGUGUGGUCCCAUUUCAAUUUGAUCCAGUUCUGACAAAUGGCAUCCAUGAGAAAACCAUAUAAGUCUUAAAUUUGCAUUUAUAAUCUAAUCGUAUAGUUUGCAAUGUUUGUCAAAUGAAAUGUUAGUCGUACCUAUCGAUACGAAUAUGUAAAUAUAGUAAACGUGUAUUUGAAAAAAAAAUCAUUUACAAUCAUUUACGUUUGUUAAGAUCAAGAUUAAAAAAAAGAAAUAUUGAAAAAUAUUUAUAAAAUAUGAAAGGUUUGAUGGACGAACGAUAUCAUACAAUGAUUUUAAGUACAAUCCUUUUAACCUUGCCAUGUAAAAA